Molecule: messenger RNA, 1917 nt
Organism: Symbiodinium sp. CCMP2592
Lineage: Eukaryota; Dinophyceae; Suessiales; Symbiodiniaceae
Source: the annotation of a GenBank genome assembly
AUGCCCAGCACAGGGAUGGCUAAGUGUUUCUUCGACAUCGUGAUGGAUAUUCCCGCGCUUGACCUCGCUAUCCUGAAACAGGACAAUGAAAAGUUUUGUGCAGUAAAAAUCAUCAACCUCAAAGACAAGGUGAAAGUCGACAUCGCUCGUUCUAUGUGUUACGGAAAGCCUUAUGCGGUGGAUUGGGCAGGCGAGGUUAAGACCAUGAAGAAAUGCGUGCACUUCAUAUUCGAGAAACUUGGCGGGCAUCAGUUUCGACAGCACACACUUCGCACCGUCGAAGAGGGUAAGCCGGAUGUCGGACGUCGAGCGCACCCAAGCGGAGAGAAAGGCCCUCAUGAUCAUGUCAAGAAUCGUGCAUUGAGAUGGAUCACUGUUCAGACAAGCCAGAAGGAUUCCCCCAUCUACAAGUGGUCGCCUGUUCUAGUGGAGAAAAGCCUUCGCAACCUUUGUCAAGACGGUGUCCUCGCAAAGGUCCACGAGGUUUGGCCCCUGACCCUUUACGACCUUGAUGUACGCAUCCUCAAAGCCCUCGGCAGAUUGUUCAACACGCUGCAAGAGAAGGCAAUCGGUUUCCAUGGGAUCCCCGGCAGAGGCAAAACCCCGGUGGCACGAACGAUAGCGAUGGCGCUCUCUCGGUAUUGGAUCGCGGAGUUGGGGCAGACGGGCCAAACCGGUACGCUCACCAGGCCCGACAUAUUCGAUGACGGCACGCUUUCAGAGCAACCCUUCAAGAAAGUGAAAGCCUUUACAGACGUCGGAAACAUCGAAUCCAUGUCCAAGGAGAGGUGGGGGGCAGCUAAGUGGGUCAGGGGGCAGGCGAGAAUCUAUUGUGUGAACGACUUCGACAUCAAAUCCGAGCCAGCCCUCGACCAACCCCUCCUCGACAUCCAGGAAGGUCGUCACACCUACAUCGCACAUAAGGUUUUCCUCGAGAUGUUGGAAUCCGCAUGGUACAGCAAAGAGGCAUCCGAGUCGAAUGUGAUGGCUGUUUUGAAAAGAACGCAUAUCGUCGUCAACACCGCCACUUCGCUCUACAUCCGCCCGGCAUCCGAGAAUGAAAAUCCAGUGCUCCGCAUUCCAUUGGGUGACAAAACCGACUUUCUUCAUCUGGAUUCUCGCAUGGUUUAUGACUACCACAGGAAGGGAGGAAAGGAUUUGCCCGCAGAUUUCAACAAAAAGGUUGAGUGGGAAGCUGAUUGGGUUCGCAACGCCAUGGCGGGUGAGAAAAAAUUGCCAAGCAGGCCAACAAUUCUGCGAGGAGUCAGUUUGUUCUCAAAUGUGGCAUCCUCCUCGGCUACACCUACAUACAACAGCGAUGAAACCACCUCCAGACCCAAUGCUGAGUUGUGUCGCAGUCUCACGGGUGAGUUUCCACAGCAUGUUCGUGAUCCUGUCCCGGUUCCUGUUCGUGAUCCUGUCCCUUCCACGGUUCCUUCGGUGAAGCUGGAGCAUCCUUCCACCCCAAUUAGAGUGAAGAGGGAGUCCACCCAGCAAGGCUUCGCGAUGCAAGCCCGUCGGGUGGCUGAUGAGUGUGCCGGUCGGCCCAUCGAAAUCCAAGAUUCACCCUCCCCCAAGCCCAAGCCGAACUGUGUGCACUCCAUCAAGCAAGAGCUUACAGUAAACUUCUUUGCUACGUUGGCCUCAACCCCUAACGGCCUCACCAUCGACAUCGAGGACACCCCCGAGAAGAAUGUGAAAGCAGAGGUAGGUAAGCCCAGUGCGGAGGACGACGACCUUGUCAGGGAUUUGGAGAUGCUCAUUGAUGAACAAGAAAUGAAUGGGGGCAAUGCGGACGGGGGAAUCACGGAGGACAAGGAGCAGGAAAACCACAUGGCCAACAUGGACGAAAGCAUGGCGCACACCGAAAGCGGGGACCGCAACUCAAUGGGGUCGGACAUGGAUGUGGAUGAGUGA